UCUGCACUCGCUGCGUCAAUCAAUUAUGGUUCGCAUGCGCGCAUGAUCCGAGAGCUGCAUUGCCCUUCGAUAACGGCGCACUGCAAGCGGCGACCUGCUGCUUCUGAGCACCCGUUUUGAUUCUCAUGUCCACAACAAGCCUGCACUGAUGUUUGUUGAAGCCACAUCGCAGUCUCCCAACGGACAGGGCUCUCUCUGUGAUUGCAACUGGCCAUGGUGGUGUUGCUGAGUGAAGUCCGGUGCUGUUCUGUUGAACGCAUCAAACGGGUCCUGGGCCGGCGCCGGGCGUAUCCGGCCCACCCUCCCGGCUGACCCUUUCUGGCACAUUCGAGCCCGCCGUCAAUCCGGGUCAUCCAGGGACCUCCACUGUCAGAUUGUGACGUUUCUUGACACAUUUCACCAUUCAAGCCGUUCUACUUCUAGAACUCUCUGCAUAGCAUAUUAGCCUCCAGUCCUGCAGUACAGCGCCCACCACCACUAGUCAUGGGCUCCUCUCAACCCGCGUACUUGACGGGCAACUCUGCAGCCAUCAACGAAUUCAUUGACAAGUUCGAUGUCUUCCUGUUUGACUGUGAUGGCGUGCUCUGGUCCGGCGACCACCUCUUUGAGGGCGUGCCCGAGACCCUCGAGCUGCUGAGAUCACGAGGCAAGCGGGUCGUCUUUGUCACCAACAACUCGACAAAGUCCCGCGAGGAUUACCAGAAGAAGCUCGACAAGAUGGGCAUCGCCAGCAGCGUCGAGGACAUCUUUGCCUCCGCAUACUCCUCGGCCAUCUACAUCUCGCGCAUCAUGAAGCUGCCCGCGCCCAAGAACAAGGUUUUUGUUCUGGGCGAGUCCGGCAUCGAAUCAGAGCUGCGGACAGAGAACGUGCCCUUCAUCGGCGGCACCGACCCGGCCCUUCGGAGAGACAUGACGCCCGAGGACUUUGCCGCCCUGGCCGACGGCUCGCUCAUUGACCCUGACGUGGGUAUCGUGCUUGCCGGCCUCGACUUCCACAUCAACUACCUCAAGCUCUCCAUAGCGUUCCAGUAUCUCCAGCGCGGCGCCAAGUUCCUCGCCACCAAUCUUGACAGCACGCUGCCCAUGAGCCACACCUUCUUCCCCGGCGCCGGUUCCAUCUCGGUCCCGCUGGUCAACAUGACGGGCCAGACCCCGCUGGCUUUGGGCAAGCCGAGCCAGGCGAUGAUGGAUGCCAUCGAGGGCAAGUUUCAGCUCGACCGUGCCCGGACGUGCAUGGUCGGCGACCGGCUCAACACCGAUAUACAGUUUGGCGUCGAGGGCAAGCUGGGCGGCACGCUGGCCGUGCUGACGGGCGUGAGCAAGAAGGCGGACUGGGAGGCGGCAGACGCACCGGCCGUACCAGCUUAUUACGUGGAUAAGCUGAGCGAUUUGCGUGCUGCUGCUAAGCAGUAAAUCUCUUUGGUAGAGGCUCCUGGGACCGUUCGAUGCCAUUUUUGGUCAUCAUAGAGAUACCUAGGAUCCCUGCUCUUACGACCAGGGGGCUAGGUUUCUUUCGUCAUUGAUAGAUAUAGACAUCGCAGAUCGAACAUGCAAACCGUAGUAGUAUACAAGUACAUACCCGCUGAGAAAGAAGACACCUUGGGGAAAUACCCGGAGCGGGAGAAAAAUUACUGGUACUAACAGAAAUCGCUCAGAACCCAUCCUCUGGCUCUCUUGCAUAGUCGAGACUCGAUGUUGCAGUUGCAGGUGAUAAAGUGCCUGCAGCAUGCACCAAUUUCCGUAGCCCCCCAGCGCGCCUCAAGACGCGACUUCAAUUAAGACGCCAAAGUGGGCAUAGAGAGAACCCCACC
Messenger RNA from Microdochium trichocladiopsis, 1811 nucleotides. Its product is annotated as HAD-like domain-containing protein. Bases 484 to 1413 code for a protein of 309 amino acids. Gene Ontology annotation, molecular function: phosphoglycolate phosphatase activity; alkaline phosphatase activity. The record is from RefSeq and is a predicted model, not a curated record. Lineage: Eukaryota; Fungi; Ascomycota; Sordariomycetes; Xylariales; Microdochiaceae. The transcript has a single exon.